Molecule: messenger RNA, 3329 nt
Organism: Frankliniella occidentalis (western flower thrips)
Lineage: Eukaryota; Metazoa; Arthropoda; Insecta; Thysanoptera; Thripidae
Product: sialin
Exons: 12
Coding region: 209-1792 (527 amino acids)
Biological process (GO): monoatomic anion transport; transmembrane transport
Molecular function (GO): transmembrane transporter activity
Source: RefSeq, a predicted model, not a curated record
GCGGCGCCCCGUCGUAGUCACGUUGGUUAAGUUGGGUCCGUUGUUGAUCGAUCUGUCGACGUCAACGUCGACCUAUCUGCAAAGCGUCUGCUGCUGCAGCAGACAACCCCAGCCAGACAACCAUCUGUGUCCAGCUUUCGUUUAUUUUGCAAAGUCCAGCCUCAGCAAGUUUUGGAGUUUAUGACAGAGAGUGCUGAACUUCCUGAAAAUGACAGGCAAGCUUCUGGGACCAGGCUCUGGUUCAAAGCAAAAACCAUCUUCUGAUGCACAAAGCAGUGAUGACGAUGAAAGAACAAUGCCUGAGGAAAAACUGUUGUUGAAUGAUCCCAAAAAUUUGCAUGUUUUCUCUGCACACAGUUUACAAUCAAAGGGAUGGUCUGGGUGGUAUAAAUGCCAUCAACGACUCCCAAACUGGAUGCCUCAGCGCUUUGUAAUUUGUGUACUCGCUCACUUUGGAUUUAUAUUCUUGUACAUCAUGCGAAGCAACAUGAGUUUGGCAAUUGUAAGAAUGACAACGCCUUACUCACUUCUGGAAACGGAUCACCUAAUUAGUCAAGUUGACUAUGAUUGGUCAAUGAAAGAACAAGGAAUUAUUUUGGGCUCAUUUUUCUUUGGAUACAUACUGACACAAAUACCAGGAGGCUACCUGGCUGUUAGAUAUGGAGGCCGUAUGGUGUUUGGACUCGGUGUUGGUUUUGCAGCAAUUUCUUCACUUCUGACCCCACUCUUUGGGCACUACCUUGGAUUCUAUGGCUUUGUGUUGGCAAGAGCUCUAUGUGGGAUAUGUGAGGGAGUGACAUACCCUGCAAUUCAUGCAAUGUGGAGUCAUUGGGCGCCACCAAAAGAACGCACAACUCUUGUAAGUGGCGCAUUUGCUGGUGCUUACUUGGGUGCGGCAAUUUCUUUCACUGCAAGUAGUCGUGAUGCGUCAUGGGAAUGGCUAUUUCUGUCCGCUGGUCUCUACAGCUUUAUAUGGACUCUUCUCUGGUUUACGUGGGGUAAUGAAUACCCAGAAAUUGAUGAGGUAAUCUCAGAAUAUGAAUUAAAUUACCUAACUGAGACGGUUGGAGCUCAGCAAUAUACUCAGAACCCAUCCAUACCAUGGAUGAAAAUAUUGCUGUCAUAUAGAGUCUGGGCUAUAUGUGUGUGCCACUUUGCAGCAAAUUGGGGUUUUUACACAAUUCUAACAGAGCUUCCUACUUUCAUGAGACAUGCUCUACACUUUCACGAAGGUUCAUUGGGUAAUAUUGCAGCCCUUCCUUUCCUAGGCAUGGGAAUCACUGCUGCUUUUGGAGGAUAUCUCGUUGAUAACACUCUAUUACGUUGUCUAAAUGUAACCUAUACACGUAAGGUGACAAUUGCACUCACAUUCUUGGCGCAAAUGAUGUUCUUUUUCUAUGCGGGGAAAGCCACAGAAGGAUAUGAAUUUAUGAUAUGCAUUUGCGGUGCUUUGUUCUUUGGAGGAUUAUCCUGGGCUGGUUUUGGUGCCAAUCACCUUGAUAUUGCCCCAGACUAUGCAAGCAUUUUACUUGGUAUUACAAAUACAGCUGGGACCAUACCAGGUAUCAUAAGCCCCAUUGUUACUGGUUAUCUUGUUGAAAAUAAGGAGGAACUUGCUUCUUGGUCUCCCGUUUUUCUUCUUUCGGGAUAUGUGUAUCUUGUAGCAGGAAUUUACUAUAUUGUAUUUGGCACGGGUGAGCGCCAAGACUGGGCAGAUGCCAAUGAGGCUGUAAAAUUAAAUUCUGAGAGGAAACAAUCAAAAAUUAAUGAUGUUGAGUCAGCAUCAGAUUAAAUUUACAUUUUUUUCUCAGCUGUGGUAAAACAUUCUGCAUUAUUGUUGCAAAUCUUUCAAAACUUGAUCUGAUCACAGCUGCUUUGCAUAGUACAAACUAAAAUGUUAAACUUCCAAAUUGGUUGUGAAGGGUGUUGUCCUACAAUAGUGUACCUUAUUUCCUAGUCAAAGUAUUUUUGUUUUAAAAAAAUGUAUUCUUGCAAUACUUUUUCUUUUAAUGUGCAAUAUGUUUUGUCAAGUAUAUAUUUUAUUUUGAAUUAAUUUUGUGAGUGAGAUCUGUACUUUACCAAACAAUGAAUAAUAUGCUUGCAUGCUUUGCAUUUCGUUCUUGCUGUAGUAAAGGCAUUUUUUGAUCACUCGAUCUUAUCCAUUAUAAUUGAAAGUAUUUUCAAUCUCUGUAAAGUGUGUAGAUUAUUUUUUGUGAUGUGGGUGUUUGUGGAUGUGUGUGUAUGUUUUGUCAUUGUAAUUACCGGUAAGAAUUGACUGGCAAAUGGAGCAGAAUGUUCCUCUUUGGAAAGAGACGGACUGAUUAAAACAGUAUUUAAAUGUGAAAUUUUGAGAGUAAAGUGACAUGCAAGUUUAAGUUACCUAAUGAAUUCUAUAAUUUUUCUAUUCUAUAUUUUUUAAGGAUAAGUCCUAUAAACUAUGCUUCUGUACUUUAAGAACUUACAAGGGAGCAGAUUGUAAUGUUUGCUGUGUGCAUAAACUUUUACUUAGACAACUGUACUGGUUUGCAUUUAACUGUUUAUUUUGUUAUUCCUUAUUUCUAAUUUGUAACAUAUUUAUGAACAGAUUCUCUGGAAAAUACCUGUUCUUCAAGAACUGCAAGGGAGCAGAUUGUGAUGUUUUACUGUGUUUGUAAAUUUUACUUAAGUGGUGGUACAGUUUUCCAUUUAACUGUGUAUUUUGUUUUUUCUGAUUUCUGACAUAUUCUUUGUAAGAGAAAUUUUAAGGACUGAGAUUUCAUUGAAUACAUUAGCAUAUCUCAAUGAAGCGGUAGUAAAGAAGGGUUAAAUGUGUUCUUUUAUUUCCUUUUACUCGGGACGUUUCUAGCAAUCAAAGCGUACUGUGCUAAAGAGUAGUUUUUUGAAAAAUGUAAUCAUUUUCUCUAGAACCAGGAAGAGUGUCAUAGGCUCUUGAAGUUAUUAUGUAACUCUUUGCUGGUUGGUUUGAUUGGCGUAAAUGUCAGAUAGCAUUCAGUGGGGCAGAAAUUUUACCCCUAUGGUUUCACCCAUUAAGUGUAAAUGCACAACUGAACAUGUUUGUGAAGUUCUUCAUGAAGUACUACAUCAACUAAAAGUAUCUUUAUAUCAGAGCAUCAUAGGCUCUUGAAGUUAUUGUGUUGCUCUUGAUGUACUGAUGAACCUGUAGUUUGUUGUUAUACUUAUUUUAAUAUUGUCUUUCUUAUCUCUUUUUGUUGAAUGUUUCGCGAAAUUUAGAAGUUAUUUUUCCUUCGAUGUUUACAAUAUAGUUCUCCUCUACAAAUUUCAAGCAUGGAAAAACUUUGCAUUUAUUAAAGGCUUAUAGAUCCAGUCAA